Messenger RNA from Trypanosoma cruzi, 2823 nucleotides. Its product is annotated as trans-sialidase, putative. The transcript has a single exon. NCBI's taxonomy places the organism in Eukaryota, Euglenozoa, Kinetoplastea, Trypanosomatida, Trypanosomatidae. The record is from RefSeq and is a predicted model, not a curated record. Gene Ontology annotation, molecular function: exo-alpha-sialidase activity. The coding region runs from base 1 to 2823 and encodes 940 amino acids.
AUGCUCUCACGUGUUGCUGCAGUGAAGGCACCCCGCACACACAACCGUUGCCGCGUGACCGGAUCCAGCGGAAUGAGGAGGGAAGGAAGAGAGAGUGAGCCGCAGAGAUCCAACAUGUCCCGGCGUGUGUUUACUUCCGCGGUGCUGCUCCUCCUCGUCGUGAUGAUGUGCUGCAGCACUGGUGGUGCUGCUGAAGCUGCGGAGCAGUCAUCUGAACCCCAGUUUGAAUGGAAGAGCGUCAAGGAUGAGGAUGGUGUAACUGUGGAAUCGUUGGGUGUUCCCGGCCUUUUGAAACUAGGGAGUGGCGUAUUUGCCGUAGCCGAGGCGCAGUGCAAAAAGAACGGUGAAAGCGACAGUUUUACUGGCAUUGCAUCCCAAAUUCUCAUGAUGGGAAAAGGUAACGAACCGGAGGAGGUGCUGAAGGAUGCCAAGGACACACAAGUUCUGGAGGAAGCUACUUCCCCAGAGGAGGAGAAGAGAGUAGACGUGAGCCGACCAACAGCAGUUGCGGAGGGAGGUAAGAUUUACAUGCUUGUUGGAAAACACAGCCAUGAAGAUGUCGCUGAAUGUAAGGCUACGAGCGAGAAGAUCAAAUCGGGACUAUUGCUGGUGAAGGGUGAGGUUGGUGAAGGCGGUAACAAAAUUCGUUGGAGCGAUACUGACGAUCUACCGUGCACUCUGGGCGACCAACACAAAUCCCUGUCACAGCUGAUUGUCGGCGGUGGAUCGGGUGUUAAGAUGAAUGACGGCACGCUUGUGUUCCCCGUGGAAGCUACAAAGAAUGGUGGCGCAGGAAUGGAUGAAAAGACCGUUUCGCUGAUCCUAUACACCUCCGAUAACGCUGCGAGUUGGACGCUGUCGAAGGGGAUGUCUGCCGAUGGCUGCAGGGUUCCCUCCGUCGUGGAGUGGAAGGACAAAAAACUCAUCAUGAUGACUGCGUGUGAUGAUGGCCGCCGCAGGGUGUACGAGUCCGGUGACAAGGGGGAGUCGUGGACUGAGGCACUCGGGACACUCUCGCGCGUGUGGAGCAACAAAAAGGGCGAAGAAGUGAAGGCCGUUAGAAGCGGGUUCAUCACAGCGACGAUUGACGGUGUUGAAGGUAACAGGAAUGUGAUGCUUGUUACUCUGCCGGUGUAUUCCGAGAAGGCUGAUAAAAAAGAAAACGGCGAACUCCAUCUUUGGCUGACGGACAAUACGCACAUUGUUGAUAUUGGGCCCGUAUCAGGUGAUGAUGACGCUGCCGCCAGCUCCCUGUUGUACAAAAGUGAUGGAAGUGGAGAUACUAAUAAAGAGGAGUUGAUUGCACUGUACGAGAAGAAGAAGGACGGGGAAAAACCAUCACCCGGUAUGGUCUCUGUGGUCCUGACUGAGCAGCUGGAGCGUGUGAAGGAUGUGCUGGCGACGUGGAAGAAAGUGGACCAAACUGUCUCCAAGAUGUGCCCUUCUAAAAGUGAUGUGGAGAGUGCCUCACCUGAAAAUGCCUGCAGCUCUACUUUUAAGAUCACGGAUGGGCUGGUUGGAUUUUUGUCGGACAAUAUCUUUGGAAAUACAUGGAGGGACGAGUACCUCGGGGUGAACGCCACAGUGAAGAACAAUGAUGAUGGGGGUAAGAAGGCAACAUUGCAUGAAGGCAGUGUGACGUUCCAGGGAGCGUGGGCGGAGUGGCCCGUUGGCAGUCAGGGGGAGAAUCAGCUGUACCACUUUGCGAACUACAACUUCACUCUUGUGGCGACGGUGUCCAUACACGGUGAGCCGAAGGAGGGCCCUAUUCCUUUGAUGGGUGUGAUGAUGAAUGGCGAUGAAAAAAAAAAAAAACUUAUGGAGUUGUCAUACGACAGCGGAAAGAAGUGGCAGGUGCUGUGUGGUGGCGAAAACCCUAAGGAGCACAGCAACACUUGGGAGACAGAGAAAACACACCACGUGGUAAUUUUGCUACGGAACGGCAGCCAGGGCUCCGCGUAUGUCGAUGGUAAGCAAGUGGGUGGGAAUGAAGCGUGUGAUUUGAAAAAUACGAAAGAUAAAAAGAUCUCCCACUUCUACAUUGGAGGGGAUGGAGGUGCAAAAGCCGACUCAGAGGUCCAAGACGUGUCUGUGACCGUGACGAACGUCCUGCUGUACAACCGCCCGUUGAAUGACGAUGAGAUUAGUGCGCUUAACGCAAAACCUUCUGUUUCAAAAGCAAAAGAUACAAAAACAGUGAAGGAGGGUACUCCUUCACCAGAGGCAAGUAAACCAGCUACGCUGGAAACCGAAACUCCGUCUAGUCUUGGCGGGCAACAGCAGACUGAACAGGAACUGUUGAAGAAAAGUAAAGAUGCGGGGAGUGGCGGUUUAUCCACGUCAGCGGUGUCCAGUGCCACGACCUCCCCAGCAGCCAAAGAGUCCGAAAACCAGUCAGCGUCGGGAACAUCUCCCGAAGGACAUUCAAAUGUGGACGUUGAUUCUUCGUCCGAGGGAGGCCAAACGGUGGAUGCCGAAACUGGAGACACGGUGCAGGGAGAUGGAACACAACAACCGUCAUUGAACACUCCCGCCACAGCAGAUACAAAUGCCCCUACCGCUGAAACCAUGGCGCAAGAUGGAGCCGCAGUGACACCUGAGGUGGGAGCGCACUCUGGUGAGAAUGAGGAGACGGUGGGAGGGACGGAUGGGCAGAAACGGGAGGACAUCCAUGCACAGGACGGCGAAGUAAAGGCUACAGCACUCAGCAGCAGCCUUGGAAAUUUGUCACAGGGGAAUAACAGCGAUGUUGGCACCAUGCGUGGGAGCGGACUGCUGCCGUUGUUUCUUCUGUUGGGACUGUGGGUGUUUUCGGCUCUGUGA